AUGUCUACGGGCAACACGACAGUGGUGGAGCAGAAAUGCCCUCUGUGCAAUCAGAUAUAUACAGACAAUGACAUGGUAGAGUGCACGAAAUGCCGCAAAUGGAUUCAUUAUGUGUGUGCUAAUGUUGGCGAUGAAGUUGCCAAUGAUAAAGAUUGGAAAUGUUCCAUAUGCACAACGCAUCCGACAUCCGACAAAAAUGGUGCAUCGUCAAACAAGUCUGGUCAGUCCAAGAGAAUUCAAGAAAAGCUUCGAUUAAUGGAGGAGGAGGAUCACAGUAAUUCGUCUGGGGAGUCCGAAAGGAAGAACAGCACUGCCCAACAGGAUAAAGUCAAGCUAAAUCCGCUUGACGAACCGUGUGGUAAGUCUGUUUUAAAUAAAUACCUGACUCAAUUACCUCAGCCGAAAUAUUUUCAUGUGUCUGCGAAACCAACUCCAUUAUACGAAUCCAACGUUCUCGACGAGUGUAUGAAACUCACUGAUCAACAAAUAGCAACCAGGCACGCUAUUCCACGAGAUCUUCCUGUUUUUACGGGCCACCCAGGAGAAUGGCCAGUGUUCAUAAGCACAUUCACUCAGACAACAGCGGCAUGCGGCUUUACAAAAACUGAAAAUCUCCUUCGACUGCAACGCUGUUUAAAAGGGAAAGCAAGAGAAGUCGUUGUAGCACAGCUAACCAUUCCCAACUGCGUCCCCAUAAUUAUAUCAACAUUAAGAAGAUAUUUUGGUCAACCGGAAAUAAUCUUAGAUCAUUACAUCGAUCGAAUCAAGAAGAUGACGUCGCCUAAAUUAGAAAAAUUGGAAACUGUGUUGGACUACGCUGUAGCUGUCACCAACUUAUGUGCAACUUUAGAGCAGGCUGAUCUGCAAGCCCACAUGCGUGAUCCCAAUCUAAUGAGAACUCUUGUCGAGAAGCUACCACCUACUCUCCAACUUUCUUGGGCAUCACAUAGACGCGAAGAAGAAGACUGCAACAACAUCUGUAUUCUCGGCGACUGGUUGCAUUCUCUGGCAGGUGAUAUUUGUGACGUUAUGCCAUCAAAAAAUUGGUUUCACUCCACAAGCAAAACAAAGUUCAAGAAUGAACAUGUCAACAUCCAUGAUCAGAAGGAUACGCGACGGAGCAAAGCAAUAUCUACCUCCAAUUUUCAAAGAAAAUGCAGCGUAUGCCAAGGAUGCUGCCAAUCAAAUUCAUCUUGCAAGAAAUUCAUGGACUGGAGCGUGAACCAACGUUGGGACUUCGUUAAGCAAGCAAAGCUUUGUCGUCAAUGUCUCAAAAGACACCCAUACAGAUGUACAACACCAGUGAUGUGCUCCCAAGACAACUGCCACGGACGACAUCAUCCUCUUUUGCAUAAUGCACUACACAAACAAGAGCACAACGAGGUAUCAAACGAAGGCAACAUGAAUCACAUCACUCCUGUUUCUGUGAAGUUCAGAAUAUUGCCUGUAGUACUUUUCAACAAUGAAAAGCAAGUUCGAACUUUUGCGUUUUUAGACGAAGGAUCCUCCAGUACUUUGCUCAAUGAAAGGCUAGCAAAAGAAUUGCAACUUGAAGGAGAAACCGCGCCCUUGUGUUUAAAGUGGAGUGGAACCAUCUCUCGUCAAGAGAAACAGUCGCUAAAAACCUCGUUGACAAUCGCCGGUGAUUAUCAAAAUGCUCCACGCUUCAACCUCUCUAAUGUGAGAACUGUACAGAACUUAAACUUGCCAAGCCAAUCUUUGGAUUACAAACGUAUGGCUACUAAAUUUCAUCAUUUAAGAGGCCUGCCUGUUGAAUCCUAUGCCAAUGUGAGUCCAGGCAUACUAAUAGGUCUCAAGAAUUGGCACGUAGCUGUUCCACUUAAAGUGAGAGAAGCAACCGAAAUCGAUCCCAUCGCUGUGAAAUGUCGGCUUGGCUGGACUGUGUUCUCCGUUACGCCUGAUCGAAAUGAUACAACGGAAACCGAGCAUCACUGCCAUCAAUGUGAAUGCCAGCCAGAUGAUAAGCUUCAUCAGUUGGUGAAAGAUUUCUUCGCUACAGAUAGCUUGGGAACAUUGGGUGAAAAGGAUCCCAAAAUAAUUCAAGAAGAAGAAAAGGCAUUAAGUCUACUAAAUGAAAAAACAAUUCCAUCAAAAGGCCGCUAUGAGUCUGGUCUUCUGUGGCGCUAUGAAAAUAUUAAGCUACCUGAUUCGAAACCAAUGGCCAUGAGUAGAAUGAGAUGUCUUGAGAAGCGACUGUAUGGAGAUGAAGAACUGAAGAAGAAUAUGAUUCAACAGAUUAAAGAUUACGAAAAGAAAGGAUAUAUACGAAAACUUACCAAAGAAGAAUGUGAAAGGCAACAAGAAAAGAUUUGGUAUUUACCGAUAUUUCCGAUUCGAAACCCUAAUAAACCCGGCAAGAUUCGCAUUGUUUGGGAUGCAGCAGCCACAGUCAACGGAGUAUCUUUAAAUACACUCCUAAUGAAAGGUGUAGACUGGAACUCAUCUUUACUUGGAGUCCUGUUGAGAAGCAGAGAAAGGAAGAUUGGGCUGUCCGCUGAUAUCAAAGAGAUGUACCACCAGGUUAAAAUACCGCCAGAAGACCAGAAUGUACUCCGAUUCUUAUGGCGAGAAGAUGUUAAUUCCCAGUUCGAAACGUACGUGAUGCAAGUCAUGACGUUUGGGGCAACUUGCUCACCCAGUUGUGCUCAGUACGUCAAGAACCACAAUGCGCUGCAGUUCGCAGAAGAAUUUCCUCGGGCAGUUGAGAGUAUCGUCAAAAAUCAUUAUGUAGAUGAUUUAUUAGACAGCGUUGAUAAAGAACAAGAGGCUGUACAACUGGCAAAACAAAUAUCGGAGAUACAUUCACGAGCUGGCUUUGAAAUCCGAAAUUGGAGGUCGAACAACACCAAGGUCAUGGAAAUCCUUAACCCAGAGUCGCCCAACGAUCCAAAAGACCUAAAUAUGAAUCCAGAAUGCUUCACAGAAAAAAUAUUAGGCAUGUGGUGGUGCCUCCAAAGCGAUACAUUCACGUUUUCACUGCGGUACAAUAAAGGAAGCAAACAAGUUUUGAGUGGAGAAUGUCGCCCAACUAAAAGAGAAGUCCUAAAGAUACUAAUGUCAAUUUAUGACCCGCUAGGCCUCAUCGCAAACUUUUUGGUCUACCUUAAAAUCCUUCUACAGGACAUUUGGAGAAGUCAGAUACAUUGGGAUGAGAAAAUAAGCGACGAUCAAUUUGAAGCAUGGACCAAAUGGCUACAAAUACUUCCACAAGUUGAGCAACUUCGGAUCCCUAGAUGCCUGUUGAAUCAAUUCCCAGAUUGGGAGAAGGCAGAUGUACAACUCCAUAUCUUGAUGGAUGCGAGCGAACAAGCGUGCGCUACAGUGGCCUAUCUCCGUAUCAGCAAGGAUGGUAAGGUAGAGUGCUCCUUAUUAGGUGCCAAGACAAAGGUAGCACCAAUAAAACUCCGAUCUAUUCCUCGUCUGGAACUUGACGCUGCCGUUAUGGGCUGCAGAUUCGGAACUCAAAUUUUAAAGGAACUGUCCAUCAAGGUUAACCAAAUGUUUUUCUGGAGCGAUUCCAAAACUGUGCUCGUGUGGAUAAAAAGCAAUCCUCACCGAUACAACAAAUACAUUGCCUUUCGAGUUGCCGAAAUCCAAGACAUUCCACAUAUGCAUUCCUGGCGAUAUAUUCCAUCGAAACUAAAUAUUGCAGAUGAAGCAACUAAAUGGACCAAACCACCAAAACUAGAUACUAAUGACCGCUGGUUUCAAGGUCCCGAAUUCUUGAAGUAUGAAGAAGACCGAUGGCCAAAGGAUAAAACAAUCAAAGAAGAUACUUCACAUUCAGAGGAACUUCUAAAUAUACAUGUGACACAACAUCCGAUCAUAGAUUUCAACAGAUUCUCAAAAUGGAGUGCAAUUGUAAGAACAAUCGCAUAUGUCAUCCGAUAUUUGAAUAUCAAAAUUAAGUUCAAGUCUGAGCUACCAACGAAAGGAAUAUUAAACGGAGACGAACUCAAUGAAGCACAAAUCAUCUUAUUUCGGCAAGUACAAGAAAACGCUUUCAGUGAGGAAAUAUGCAGUCUUAUGAAAGAAGUCAACAACUCAUCCAAUGCAGGUCGACCAACAGUACACAGUUCCAGCAAGAUCCGACGCCUGUGUCCUUACCUUGAUAAUCAAAGGUUAUUGAGAGCUAAGGGAAGACUUGAAGCAGUUUCCAUUAUGAGUUCAGACCAGAAACACCCAAUCAUACUUCCGAGAGGACAUCACGCAACAAAUUUAAUUAUCCUACAAUGCCACGAGAGGUUCCUGCAUGCAAACAACGAAACUGUUGUGAACCAACUUAGACAGCAAUAUGCAAUCCCUAAGCUGAGAUCGCCGAGGACAACCAAACGAGAUUUAUUCCGAUCGAGGGUCAACUUUAUCGGAGCAGAACGUCAGCUUCGUCAAGAUUUAGAAGCAAUUGAUCCAGCCAUGAUAGCAAAACAAUUCAUAUCACCAUCCUUAAAAUGGAACUUUAAUCCACCGGCUGCGCCACAUAUGGGAGGAGCAUGGGAGCGAUUAGUUCGCUCAUUCAAGACAGCAUUGUACACAUCUUUACCUUUGAGAACUCCCAGCGACCCAUUACUUAGAAGCUGUUUGAUAUCCGCUGAGAAUAUUAUCAAUUCAAGGCCGCUAACAUAUGUUCCAGUGGAUAAUGAAUCUUCAGAAGCAUUGACACCGAAUCAUUUUUUGCGAUUGGACUCAGGUGGUGGAAAACCAACAAUGAAACUCGAUGACAGCUGGAAGACACUCAAACAGACAUACCAGUAUAAAGAACAGUUUGCCAACAAAUGCUGGAAGCGCUUCAUUACCGAGUACUUACCCGAGCUCACACUUCGAUCAAAGUGGUAUGAUCCAGUACAACCGUUAAAGAUUGGUGACAUUGUUGUCCUGAUAGACAAAGACUUGCCCAGGAACAACUAUCCCAAAGGACGAAUAAUAGCAGUCAAAACAUCAUCCGACGGCCAAGUCAGAAGUGCUACAAUUCAAACAUCCAAUGGAAUUUUUGAACGGCCAACCGUUAAAUUGGCAUUGCUGCAGUUAUAUAACAAGGAGACAACAACAUCCUAG
Molecule: messenger RNA, 5073 nt
Organism: Eupeodes corollae
Lineage: Eukaryota; Metazoa; Arthropoda; Insecta; Diptera; Syrphidae
Exons: 3
Coding region: 1-5073 (1690 amino acids)
Molecular function (GO): nucleic acid binding
Source: RefSeq, a predicted model, not a curated record